UAUAGCACAUCUACCCCCUGCUAGAUAUAUUGUGGCCACUCAACAUGAGUUCUCACUAUUGGAUGCUCCUACUGUUCCUGAGUAUGAGCAGAGGCAAGCAACCACAGAGCUCUGACUCAACCCUUAACCCAGCUCCAGGGAUACUGAGCCCAGCCACAGACCCCCUGUCAUUGCACAUGAUGAAGCUCUAUGAGAAGUACAGUCGAGAGGGCAGUCGACCUCAGAAUGGGAACACGGUACGCAGCUUCCGGGCACAGCCAGAUUUUCUGGCUUCCCGUCCUACAUAUCGCUUCAACUUAACAUCUCUACAGCAGUCUGAAGUUGUCUUGGCUGCCACUCUCCACUUUGGACCUGACAAAGGCCCCAGGCCUCCUAGGGACUCCUUUUGCAAACGUUCCAAGAGUGCUUCCUGUCGUAUUUCGCUUCCACCACAAACUCAGAGGGUCAGUGUGAUUUUCAAGAGCAUUCUCCACCAAACAGAUUUAGGUUUGGUAAAGUGGAAUAUCAGCAGCGCCACGUUGAAUAAAAAGGGUGCCUGGCACGUGAAGGACAUAACCAGCAUCAUAAAGGAAGCGCAACAUCAACAAGAUCUGUUCAUUUCAACAGAAAUUGACUUUGGCCAUAAAUUUGCUACUAUCCAUGAAAGUAAUCCAAGUGAAGCCCCAUACAUCUUAGUAUUUGCCAACGACAGAGCAAUAUCAGAGCCAAACAGUGUGGCAGUAACUUUACAAAGGUAUGACCCACUCCAACCAAGUGUUGCCGAUUCUAAGCAGCAGCCCAAUGCAUCUUCAGAGAGCAGAGUAAGGAGGGAUGCUACAUUUUUGGCUUCCACCCAUAAUAAUGAACUCCCUGACGUUAAGUAUGUUCAAUACAGCAAGCAGCAUCUCUGGGAGAAUACAUAUAAGUCACUGACACAAAAGCCCCAAAAGAAGGAGCGGAAGAAGAAGGUAAAUGAUAAUGCUGAUGCUUUACCAAAAUCUCCAGUCCUUCACUUUGAUGAGAGGACAAUGAAGAAAGCUCGGAGACGCCAAUGGGAUGAGCCAAGGGUCUGCUCCCGCAGAUAUCUCAAGGUGGAUUUUGCUGACAUUGGAUGGAGUGAAUGGAUUAUAUCUCCUAAAUCUUUUGAUGCUUAUUACUGCUCCGGUGUUUGCGAGUUUCCUAUGCCAAAGGUGGUGCGCCCUUCGAACCAUGCAACAAUACAGAGCAUAGUCAAGGCUGUCGGCAUAAUUCCAGGUGUCCCAGAACCUUGCUGUACGCCAGAAAGAAUGAGCUCCCUAAGUGUCCUUUUCCUGGAUGAAAGUCGGAAUGUAGUGCUGAAAGUCUACCCCAAUAUGUCUGUGGAGAGCUGUUCCUGCAGAUAACGUCAUGCAGAAGUCUUCAGCCCCAGUGGAUUAUGACGUUGGGCCUUCAAAUUCUCUUUUCUCCUUC
Bufo gargarizans (Asiatic toad) is the source of this 1428-nucleotide messenger RNA. It is a transcript of the gene GDF10, whose product is annotated as growth differentiation factor 10. The coding region runs from base 45 to 1361 and encodes 438 amino acids. Gene Ontology annotation, molecular function: growth factor activity; cytokine activity. Gene Ontology annotation, biological process: BMP signaling pathway; SMAD protein signal transduction; osteoblast differentiation. The record is from RefSeq and is a predicted model, not a curated record. NCBI's taxonomy places the organism in Eukaryota, Metazoa, Chordata, Amphibia, Anura, Bufonidae. The transcript has 3 exons. Gene Ontology annotation, cellular component: extracellular region.